GACGAUCACCAUGAAAAUCGAAAAGCUAUACACAUACCCCAUCAAAUCCCUCCGCGAAAUCUCCCUCUCCUCCGCCCACCUCACACCCACAGGCUUCCAAUACGACCGCCGCUUCAUGCUCCUCAAGGUCACCACCAAACCAGACGGCGUGGAGGAGCUGAGACAUAUGAGCGUGUCAAAGUUUCCGGAGAUGGCACUGUUCAGGACGGAUAUCCUUUUCCCGAAGGGGGAUGGGGAUGGGGACGAGACUAGCGAGGGGAGGAUUGUUGUUACUUACUCGCCUCCGACUGACACAGCAUAUAUGGACGGGGAGAAGAGGAUGGAAGUCCCGCUACAACCGGAUGUGGAAGAAUUAAAUCUCAAGGAGGUACAAAUAUCACUCCACGGAAGUCCAACGAGGGCGUAUGAUAUGGGUCCAGAAUAUAACGACUGGUUCAGUGGGUGUUUCCGGUAUAGGGUUGUGCUGGUAUAUCUAGGACCGCAUUCGCGUCGUGUGUUGGGGAAUUUUGCGCCGUUGAAGUGGCGGACUUCGAAUAAUUGGGUAAAUAUGGGCUUGGGUCUUGGUUUGAGAUCACCGAGGGUAUUAGUUGAAGGAACAGCGGUCGUGAUGGUUCUAUGGACGGUCCUUGUUUACGGGUAUGGGUAUGGAUCGAUAUCGAUUUAUUUUCUCGUGGGUGCGGCUAUACUACGAGUAUUUCCCCUCUUCCAGAAUUCUGCGCCGACAAGCUCGAAGGCAAGAAAGAAAGAACGAGAAGAAGCAUACAUAACCUUCGCCGACUGCGCGCCCUACCUAGCCACCUCCGUGACAUCGCUAGACAACGUCUCAGCCCGACUCCAGGGUAAGACAAUGGACAUGACCAAGUUCCGGCCUAACAUCGUUAUUUCCGGUGCCGAGACCGCAUUCGAAGAAGACUUCUGGACUGAACUCACCAUUCCCAACCAAAGCCAAAACCAAAGAGAAAGCAGACUAUUAUUAACGGCAAACUGCGUCCGCUGCACGAGCAUCAACGUCGACUACACAACCGGCAAAAUGGGCAAAGGCGAGGAGGGAAGUGUAUUGAAGAAACUAAUGAAAGAUAGACGGGUUGAUACGGGGGCGCGGUUUAGUCCGGUUUUUGGGCGGUAUGCUUUUUUACCUACUCUUACUGGGAAGGGGAUGGAGGUUAGGGUUGGGGAUGAGGUGGUUGUUUCGGGGAGGGCGGAGGUUAGGAGUGUUUAUGAUUGGCCGGGGAUGGGGAAGGGAUAAUGGCAUUGCAUUUGUUGAAUUCGUGUGUUAUGUCAGGCUGCAGAGCCUGUAAUAUAGGGUAGAGGCAGUAGCUCUCUUACCAUUUUUACUUCUCUACUUGC
Molecule: messenger RNA, 1347 nt
Organism: Aspergillus glaucus CBS 516.65
Lineage: Eukaryota; Fungi; Ascomycota; Eurotiomycetes; Eurotiales; Aspergillaceae
Product: MOSC domain protein
Exons: 3
Coding region: 11-1246 (411 amino acids)
Molecular function (GO): pyridoxal phosphate binding; catalytic activity; molybdenum ion binding
Source: RefSeq, a predicted model, not a curated record